This is a messenger RNA of Setaria italica (foxtail millet), 921 nucleotides long. RefSeq lists its product as uncharacterized. Lineage: Eukaryota; Viridiplantae; Streptophyta; Magnoliopsida; Poales; Poaceae. The transcript is spliced from 3 exons. Bases 1 to 921 code for a protein of 306 amino acids. The record is from RefSeq and is a predicted model, not a curated record.
AUGGCCGAGCUACAAAAAUGGUUAGACGAGAGACUGGCUCAUCAGGAGGAGAGACAAUUCGCGUGGCUAGAGCAGGUGGCACAGAGGACAGACCAGAACAUGAACAUUGUGCUCACCACUAUCUCUACCAUCCUCAAUCAGUUGCACCAGCAUCAAAAGGAAGAUCAUGUGGUGGAAACAGCUAUAGAUCCGGAUGAUCGUGAAGUGUCUACCGCUGCUACUCCAGAUGAUCCUGGUCUCACUACUUCACAAGCUAAGGAUGAUCCUGGUCUCACUACUUUGCAAGCUCGGGAAGAUCCUGCGGUGGCUCCUGCUCCUGGUCUCGCUACGUCAGAAGGCUCUCCUACACCUGCUCCUGGUCUCGCUACAUUGGAAGGCUCUCCUGCACCUGCUCCAGGUCGAACUAUGUCGGAAGGCUCUGCUCCACCUGCUCUUGCUGCAGCUACGUUGGAAGGCUCUGCUGCACUGGCUACUGCUCCAACUACUUCGGAAGGUUGUGCUGCACCUGCUACUGCUGCUGCUCCUCCACCAAAUAAUCAUGUAUCUCUAGCUCUUGAUGACCCUCUUCUGUCAACCAAUCCUGCUACGUUGGCACAUUCUUUGAAUCCCAAUGACAAAGAGGUUUUAACUAUUGCUGAUCUGAUGGAGUUUGUACCAGAGUUGGAUGAGUCUUAUAACUGGUCUGGUACCAAUGGGCUGCAGAAUGACCAAGCGGAUAGGAUGGCAUGUCGUCUUCAAGUUGCGGAUGAAGCUAGAUCAUCUAAGUUCUCUAGGGGCGUUGAAGACUCGGAUUUCCAAGUGUUUGAGUCAACGGAGUGGAUUAAGAUUAUGGAUACAUGCAGGAAUACAGGAGUGGAAGGGUCUAGUCUUCCACCACCCAAAAAGGAGACUUCUCCGACCUCGCCAUCAUGUAAUGAGUGA